Fonticula alba is the source of this 384-nucleotide messenger RNA. RefSeq lists its product as hypothetical. NCBI's taxonomy places the organism in Eukaryota, Rotosphaerida, Fonticulaceae. Gene Ontology annotation, cellular component: cytoplasm. The transcript is spliced from 2 exons. Bases 1 to 384 code for a protein of 127 amino acids. The record is from RefSeq and is a predicted model, not a curated record. Gene Ontology annotation, biological process: N-terminal protein amino acid methylation. Gene Ontology annotation, molecular function: methyltransferase activity.
AUGGAGGCCUUUGAGCCGGUUGCCGGGCGCGAGUAUAGCGCCAUCUGGAUGCAAUGGGUCAUUGGAUACCUGACCGACGAGGACAUGGUUCGGUUUUUGCUCACCUGCCGGCGGAUUCUCACCCGCGAUGGUCCCGGCGGCAUGGUCUUCCUCAAGGACAAUGUCGGCACCCAGGAGCACAUCUAUGAUGAGAGCGACGCGUCGAUCACUCGCACGGAUGCCCACAUCCGUCGGCUGUUCCAGAAAGCUGGCUACAUCCUGGUUGAUGUCAAGCCCCAAACGCGCUUCCCCAAGUACAUGAUCCCCGUGAAUAUGUACGCCUACAAGCCGGACCCCCUCUUCACGGAAGAGGAGCCGACCACCAAGGCUCCGGGGAAGGAGUAA